UCGAAUAAUAAAAUGGAGAUUGUUUGGAGGAUUUAUGAAGCCAUUGGUUAUCUUUCAGAGCUUGUAUAUAUUAAACUCGCGCCGGUAUUGAAGUAUUUUUGUUGCACAGUUAACAAACUGAACUUGUUUAUGCUAUAGUGGAAUUAAGUCAGCAAUACAUUUAUGGUGUAAGUGGAAAAACAGAGAAUAUCAGCGUUUUUAAUGUAGAAAGUAUAGCCGUGAUUUUUUAAUUGUCCGAUUUUUAGGAUGGGACAUAUUUUUAAUUCUAAAUUCCAUGCUGUUGCAGUUUCUCUUUGUGUAAAACAACAAAUUGAAAUUAAUAAUUUUAACAUAGCAUUAUUACUUACAUAGGAUACUAGUAUUUACCUUUUUUUCUGAACUUUAUAGAUAUUAACAAAAAUAGUGAUAAAAAUAUUAUUUUGAAGUUUAUAAAGUUAAAACUGUGAAGCAUGACCCGCAACACCCCUUCUUCUACGUGUUGUUUCUGCUGUCAUGUCAAAACUGGCACUUUCAUGCUUGCAGUGCUGACAGGGGUUGCAGGCUUGAUCACUCUGGUUUUCUGUACUCUUGCAUUGAGCGGUUCAAUUGAAGUGCAAUAUGACCUUGGAUCAGCAAAAAUGUUCAAUGAUUUGUAUGAAAAUGAGUCCUAUCGACACUCUGCAGGUUAUUCUUCGUCAACGUCAAGAUCCAGAAAUUAUGUGCGUGUCAAACAACAAGGAAAAAUCUUGCCCAAUUUACAAGCCACCAAAAUAUGAAGACAUUCAAAAAGUUCCACUUUUUGAUGACAUGGAGGAAAUUGACACAAAACCAGCACCACCCCCGUAUGCUGCUUAAGGCAGCCCCAAACCCUUGUACAUAAAUAGCUUAGAUUGCUUAACACCUGCUGUCCAAUCACUUAACAUUGCAUCACCAAGAUUAGUUACGCAGCGUAAACUGUUUUAAAACAAUGAUUUUAAUGUGUUCAUGGUAAUUAAACUUGUUCAUUAUAACUGAAAACAUUAAUUGUAAUAUAGUACUAUACUAUUCUAUUCGGUUUUUACUGUCGUGCUGUGAAGCUUGUUCACGAAAGGUUUAGUAAUUCUAUGUUUAGAUUUGAAUCUGUAAAUGUGCGGUAUAUAAAUUUCACACAAAAGGGAUGUUGCCUGUGCUUUCUCUCUAGAGCGUGAUAUAUUUCAAUAAAACAUAUUAGUUGUGGCGUAA
Ciona intestinalis (vase tunicate) is the source of this 1200-nucleotide messenger RNA. NCBI's taxonomy places the organism in Eukaryota, Metazoa, Chordata, Ascidiacea, Phlebobranchia, Cionidae. The record is from RefSeq and is a predicted model, not a curated record.